Onthophagus taurus is the source of this 650-nucleotide messenger RNA. Its product is annotated as peptidoglycan-recognition protein 1-like. Gene Ontology annotation, molecular function: peptidoglycan binding; N-acetylmuramoyl-L-alanine amidase activity; zinc ion binding. Lineage: Eukaryota; Metazoa; Arthropoda; Insecta; Coleoptera; Scarabaeidae. Gene Ontology annotation, biological process: innate immune response; peptidoglycan catabolic process. The record is from RefSeq and is a predicted model, not a curated record.
AACAGCAUUUGAUGUUACGAGACCGACUCAAUCACGAUAAUGUCCAGUAACUCGUUUUUGCUGUUGAAUAUUUUCAUAUACGUCGUGGGUACUGGUGCCUUUUGCCCCUAUAUUAUAACUCGAAAAGAAUGGGAGGCGGGAUCAAAUGAGGCAAAACCCAUGGGGACAUAUCCCAUGACCCAUGUGAUCGUACAUCAUUCCAAUACACCGAUAUGUUUAACAAAAGACGAUUGUAUGACGGUCGUUAAAUCACUUCAAUUAAGACAUAGAGCAGUCAACAGAUGGCCAGACAUCGGAUACAAUUUUCUGGUAGCUCAAGACGGAAACAUAUACGAAGGAAUUGGUUGGCAUCAUUCAAGCGAAAUAGUUCCGAGAUACGAUUCGUAUAGCAUUCAUGUCGCUGUUAUAGGAGAUUACACAUCUUCUUUGCCAAAUGAUAAAGCAUUAAAGGCUUUAAAAGAUUUUAUUUAUUGCGCGGUAAAAAGAGGAUCUUUACAUGAAAAUUAUAGAUUAUUGGGACAUCGUCAAUUAGCAUCGAAAAAGUGCCCAGGAAAAGAGUUUUACCAAGAACUUCGCAAUUGGCCACAAUGGAGUUCAUACUAAUUUAUAUUAUGUGUUAUUUAUUUCAAUAAAAAAGUCGUAUAAAAUCU